AUGCCCCUCUACGGUAGUUUGCUGUCAGCCAGACCAAGAAAAACCAAGACGGAAGCCGUCAAGCGAUACAGACACUUAUCGAGACAGCAGCUUAUCGAGCGAGUGGUGCAACUGGAAGCCGAGAAACGGGCGGCCCACAUUCAUCGCUCAGUCGUGCCCCAUGAAUGCCAAUGGAAGGAUUGUCGUGCCGAAUUUCCUGCCGUUGAUGACCUUAUCCGUCACAUCCGUGAAACCCACAUCGGAAGUGGCAAGCCUGUCUACUAUUGCGAAUGGAAAGACUGUCCUCGGCAUGAUAAGCCGUUUAUGAAGCGACAUAAAAUGCAGAACCAUAUGCGCACCCACACAGGGGAACGGCCGUUUGUAUGCACCUUUAGCGGUUGUGCCAAACGAUUUUCUCGUCCUGAUUCCUUGAACACGCAUAUCAAAAUACAUUCCAACAUCCGACCUUACAUCUGCCCUUUUGGAAAUUGCAGCAAAGCGUAUUUCCAUUCUCGAUCGUUGAGGAAGCACACACGUACCCAUCAUCAUCCGCGUGCUAAUUCCGACGUAUCCCAUUCACAACACUAUCUAAGCAACCUUUCUAUGCCAUCCAUGUUUCCUUCCGCAGCAUCGUCCGACGUUCUAGACACAUCUUCAUCAUCCUCAUCCUCAUCGUCUAUUAUGCCUCAUGAAACUACGUUCUCUGUAGGCUAG
Radiomyces spectabilis is the source of this 693-nucleotide messenger RNA. RefSeq lists its product as uncharacterized. Gene Ontology annotation, cellular component: nucleus. Lineage: Eukaryota; Fungi; Mucoromycota; Mucoromycetes; Mucorales; Radiomycetaceae. The coding region runs from base 1 to 693 and encodes 230 amino acids. Gene Ontology annotation, biological process: regulation of transcription by RNA polymerase II. Gene Ontology annotation, molecular function: DNA-binding transcription factor activity, RNA polymerase II-specific; RNA polymerase II cis-regulatory region sequence-specific DNA binding; zinc ion binding. The transcript has 4 exons. The record is from RefSeq and is a predicted model, not a curated record.